This is a messenger RNA of Suillus subaureus, 1347 nucleotides long. RefSeq lists its product as uncharacterized. The transcript has 2 exons. The record is from RefSeq and is a predicted model, not a curated record. NCBI's taxonomy places the organism in Eukaryota, Fungi, Basidiomycota, Agaricomycetes, Boletales, Suillaceae. The coding region runs from base 1 to 1347 and encodes 448 amino acids.
AUGUCGAGCUCAGAAUCAGCUACUGUCAUGAGCGUCAAUGUAUUCGACGACUCCAAUGUAGAUACUCGCAGAUACGCCACCUUCCUUCCCUCUCAAAUUGCAGAGGGGAUGUCAUUCAUGUAUCUCGAUGAAGAGGAUGCCGAUGACGAUUCAAGCCUUUACACCGAUUUCGUAUCCUCAUGGGAAUUUACUUCUGGACCUAUGGCAUGUGGUGCAGACCCCAAGCACAGCGAUUCCGUUCUGUCUGAAGCUCAGGAACUCGUCAAGAAAUAUCAAGAGCCCGACAGAGUAACCGAGGCCCAGAAAGUCGUCCAGGAAUAUCUACAACGGCAUGGGAGAAUUGAGGACCAAGAGACUGGAUAUGUUUGCCCCCUCAACACUGCUAAGGAACUUCCAAUUACUCCUAACAACAGGGAUUCGACAUAUACCCAUCCCGUAACUGAUGACGGACAAUCCACGAUUGAUCUUGAGAAGCGUCCCGAGCCAGAGAUUCGUCUGUUUCAUCAUGACCCGGAGGGCGUAGCGCAGGCGCAGCUUCAGGGAUUGGAAAUGGUUCGGGCUGGUCACUGCACUCCUAGAGGCAUGAUUCGUUGUCAACGUCCUGGAUGCACUAAUGUCCUUCGCGAUCUCGAAGCGCUCAAAUUUCAUUUGCACAUCCACAACAUUGGUGAUAUGUCUGAUGUCAUCAGUGUUUUGUCUGCGCACACCCAAAAGGAAAAGGAACCUGGACACUCUUCCACGGAGUCUUCACCACUUAAUAAACCUUCGAGAAAGGUUCGCGAUCGCUCCAAAUCGCUUAUGGACAUGGGUGCCACAUCAGGCCACUUGUGCGACACACACCCAACGCGAAAGGUCUAUGCGAAGGACCCUUAUUCACCCCCUCGCAGUCGAAAGCCCAGUGCCACUCAUAUUAAAUCGAGUGCAUUACACACACAAACGAAGCUGCUCGAUGCAUCAGCACCCCAAACACGUGGGCGACGCAGCAAUAGGAGCACCAUUCGCAGCGGACUCGAUGAGGCUGGGUAUCACGACAGCAUUGCGAUGGUCCUUUCCCGCCCUGCAUCGCCUGUACAAGGCGCUCAAGAGGCUUCGGGUUCCGACAUGAACCUGCCUGUUAAUUUUGUGACCAAAAGCAGCGUAUUUUCCCCUCCUGCGAGUCCGACUCUCGGAGGAAAGGAAUUGACUCGUGCUACGAGUCCCAAACGAGCGUUCAGCCCGGCUAGAGCUCUCAGUCCUAUCCGAGGCAUGUCUUCUCCUUGCAUUCUUUCUGUUCGGCCAGCUAAUGUUUUGAUGUCUCGCAGAUCGUCUUCGACGAGUGCUUUCUUUCGGAUGCUUGAACGAGUCUAA